GAUGUGCAUCCUGAGAACGGUGCUGAAGAGGAAGAGGAGGAUGAUGCCGAUGCCGAGGAGGGCGAAGACGAGUAAUUCUUUCUGUUGCUUGCGCAUAGGCAGCUCUUCUUCCGGUUAG
Dibothriocephalus latus is the source of this 118-nucleotide messenger RNA. Lineage: Eukaryota; Metazoa; Platyhelminthes; Cestoda; Diphyllobothriidea; Diphyllobothriidae. The record is from the annotation of a GenBank genome assembly.